GUGCAACCGAAAUUCUUGGGCUUUGUAGAUUUUCUUGUGCAUAUUGGCUACACUGUUCAUUGGUGGAGGCUUUGUCUGUCUCAUACAAAUUUAGAAUAUGGGUUGGUAUCUCUCCCUCUCUCUCUCUUUCUCAGUAUGGGUGUGAGGGAGUUGGGAAAAGGGGACAGGAAGGACUUAGUUGUGGCAGUGACAGAUCAUCCACACUCUAAGUACAGGAUAGCAAGCUUUUAAACAUGUUAGCAGGUUAGCAGGCUUCAAGCACACACACUUCAGGGAGAUGAGGGACACACUGUGGAGGGUCAAGCGCCUGUAGCCCAUACCAGUGGGAUUUUGGUCCCAGCGCAAUGACUCUUCACAUAAAAUGAGUGCCGCAUGGCCUGCCCUAGCAUAGUUGGCCAUUUGUUUCAGGGUGUUUCCUUCUUGCCUCCCUCACUGUCCUCCCCUGGGUUGCGAGGCCUUCCAUUGGCUUCUCUUGGUGCACCAAAGGCAGCUCUGUUGGAUGGUAAACAGGCGGUCAGUCUGUACUUCCAGGGACGGAGACAGGCCCUGUACCGACGUGAGCUCGCUUACCGCAACAACAAUAACAACAACAACAACCACAACAACCACCACAACAACAACAGUAGCUCAAGAAAUGGUGAGCUCGACCCUGAGGUCACCCUCCAGUUCCUCAAGUCAGCCAUCUACUACUUCCUCACCGACAAGGACAACUCGAAGGGACACCUGCGCGCCAUUGAGAGCAUCCUGGGCUAUUCUGACAGCGAGAGACACAACAUUGACAAAGUGGUCAAGUAGAGAGAAGAGGGGAGGAGAAGGAGAAGGAGAAGGAGAAGGAGAAGGAGAAGGAGAAGGAGGAGGG
Penaeus indicus is the source of this 859-nucleotide messenger RNA. Its product is annotated as protein quick-to-court-like. The coding region runs from base 373 to 795 and encodes 140 amino acids. Lineage: Eukaryota; Metazoa; Arthropoda; Malacostraca; Decapoda; Penaeidae. The transcript has 2 exons. The record is from RefSeq and is a predicted model, not a curated record.